AUGAUCAAAAUAAUUUUAUGCAUCCUAUUAUCAUUGACAUUUGUUCCAACUAUUUUCAUUUAUUCGAAAUACACCAAUGAAAAGAAGAACGCUCUCCCAUUAAUAAAGAGGCAUAUACGUGGAAUCAAACCACACUUUAACAUUUUAACAAAAAUGAAGAAUUACACAGUUAAGGCUAUAUACAAGACAAAGCUACUGACAUACGUAAAUGAUAUAAAUAAUUUAAACUUAAAGAAUGACAAAAAAGAAUUUUAUUUAAUCGCCCUACCACUCAGUGACAAAUUCAACCCGUUUGUCGGCACAUUCUGUCACAAUAAUAUUCAAUACAGUGAUAAAGCUUCCCUCCCAGUGUUCAUAUACGACAUUCUCCUGAAUAAGCACAUUGAAGUGCCGUGGAAUUUUGUAAUUGAAAAAGUGGACAUAAAGAAAACUCACUUUUAUAAAAAUGUAUGCAUGUCAGAUGCGAAUAAGUUCUAUUCCUAUCAAAACAUUAACAAAUUGGAUAGAGUAUUCAUUAACGUACUAGACUUCAAGUCCAAAAAAAAUUUCAUCUUUUUACCCACGUGGAUUAUGAAAUCCCUGCAACUUGAUUGUUUCGAUGUCGUUAGACUUCGAUUUGUUAAAUUGGAAACAGCAACAAGUGUUAUUUUGCAGCCCCACCAUAAGAAGUUUUUCGAAUUAAGUGACCCAAAGAAAAUACUAGAGGAGAAGCUGAGGUAUUAUUCUUGCCUUACAAAAAAUGGCACAAUAUGCAUAAACCACGACAACAUCGAUUACUACUUUGACGUUGUGAUGAUCGAUUCGGGAAAAAAAAAAGAUGUCGAAGUAGCUUCCAUUCAAGAUGCAGACGUCAUUUUCGAUUUUGUAAAGGAAAAAUAUGACAAGUGA
This is a messenger RNA of Plasmodium gonderi, 888 nucleotides long. RefSeq names its product ubiquitin fusion degradation protein 1. Gene Ontology annotation, molecular function: polyubiquitin modification-dependent protein binding. The coding region runs from base 1 to 888 and encodes 295 amino acids. Lineage: Eukaryota; Apicomplexa; Aconoidasida; Haemosporida; Plasmodiidae. Gene Ontology annotation, cellular component: VCP-NPL4-UFD1 AAA ATPase complex. The record is from RefSeq and is a predicted model, not a curated record. The transcript is spliced from 9 exons.